AUGCAGGGCUUCAUCUCCCAGCCACUUUCCACCCACUUGGCCAUCAAGUGUGAUGAGCAGCCAUCUGUGGGCAUCCAACUGAACUUUGGGGCUUGUGCAGAGUGCAACAAGAGAGACUUUGUGCUGAUCGCAAACAGAGCAACUGAGGAGGAGGAUGGAGAAGAAAUCAUCACCUAUGACCACAUGUGUGAGAACUGUCAUCAUGUGAUAGCCAGGCAUGAGUACACAUUCAGUGUGGUGGACGAUUACCAGGAGUACACCAUGUUGUGUCUGUUGUGUGGCAGGGCUGAGGACUCCAUAAGCAUCCUGCCUGAUGACCCUCGCCAGAUGGCCCCGCUCUUCUGAAACUGGCACCCAGGGUAUUUUCAACUCAAUUAUGACACCAAACCAUCACCAAAGCAAAGUGUUUGGACCCGCUGCCCUUUGCACUCAUAUUUUGCUCCUUGGGAAUCCCAGAAGCUGGUCUGCGCUUCUCCUUGCCGUGCACUGUGUAGCAUGAUUACUUGUGUUUAUCCCUCUACAUCAGGGGUUCCCAACCUUUUUAUGCUGAGGACUGGCAAACUGUGGAAUGGAAGUGACCGGCAUACUGCGGAUUGGCAGCCAACCCUUUUUUAUGCUGAGUAUAAACAAGGGUUGGCUGCCUGCCCGCAGUAUGCUGGCACUGCUGGUCCACAGUUUGCUGGUCUGGCAGCCAACCCUCCUGUGGACCGGCAGCCAACCCUUCACAGCCCGGUACUGGGCCCAGGGGUUGGGAACCUCGGCUCUACAUGAUGGGCUGUUCAGAGCUGUGCUGGGGAUGUUCUAGCAGCUUUGUGACUGCAGCCAGGCCACAGGUUAAACCAGAGUGUUGCGUUCCAGGCCCAUAGCUUCUGUUUGCCCUAAAGAUACGGGUAGCUGCCGUGCGGCCCCAGGGCUGUCCCUCCCAACCAUGUCCCUUUGUUACCUCUCCUCCUCCCAUCUCCCCUCCCUUCCUGGUUAAAUUCUCCUUCAGACAAAAGGCCUAGCAGACACCAUGCUUGCAUGCACGUAAUAAAAUCUGUGCCUUGG
This is a messenger RNA of Alligator sinensis (Chinese alligator), 1047 nucleotides long. RefSeq names its product churchill domain containing 1 (gene CHURC1). NCBI's taxonomy places the organism in Eukaryota, Metazoa, Chordata, Crocodylia, Alligatoridae. The transcript is spliced from 5 exons. Gene Ontology annotation, biological process: positive regulation of DNA-templated transcription; fibroblast growth factor receptor signaling pathway; multicellular organism development. Gene Ontology annotation, molecular function: zinc ion binding. The record is from RefSeq and is a predicted model, not a curated record. Bases 1 to 345 code for a protein of 114 amino acids.